Molecule: messenger RNA, 162 nt
Organism: Gongylonema pulchrum
Lineage: Eukaryota; Metazoa; Nematoda; Chromadorea; Rhabditida; Gongylonematidae
Source: the annotation of a GenBank genome assembly
AUGAGUUGGUCAGUUCUGUGCCUUUUGGUCGUCAUUUCCAAUUGUGCAAAUUCGCUGCAGAAAAUUGUUGAAGGACCGACAAAUACGAAUGUCAUGUUUGGUGGCACUGCACUUCUGAAAUGUCGUGUUGAGGCCCAGGUUUUUUUUUUUGGAGACAUUUGA